Zasmidium cellare ATCC 36951 is the source of this 1824-nucleotide messenger RNA. RefSeq lists its product as uncharacterized. The record is from RefSeq and is a predicted model, not a curated record. Gene Ontology annotation, molecular function: oxidoreductase activity. Lineage: Eukaryota; Fungi; Ascomycota; Dothideomycetes; Mycosphaerellales; Mycosphaerellaceae. The coding region runs from base 1 to 1824 and encodes 607 amino acids. The transcript has a single exon.
AUGGCGUUCUUUCAAGCGAUGCAAUGGUCCGAAGGCGAGAAACGAAUGGCCGAAAUUAUGAAAACUCCACCCUACGACAAUCCUACUGUUCCGACGCUCUCGCCGCAGCUUUCCAACCAUCUCAAAAUUGCUCCGUUGAUUGCUAUCGGGACGCUGGAUUCUCAGGGAAGACCUUGGACGACGCUUUGGGGGUCUGGUGAGAAGGGUCUUUCGCAGCCUCUCGGUGGCGGCAUUGUGGGUAUUCGAACGCCUGUUACAGGAAAGUUCGAUCCGGUGGUGGAGGAGCUGGUGGGGAAGGAAGCCACGGGCCAGGUUACUAGAGAGGAAGGAAAAGGCAGGAUGGUCAGCGGCUUAACGAUCGAUCUGGAAACGAGGAAACGAGUGAAGAUGUACGGGCGAAUGGUCGCAGGCGCUCUGGGCAGUCGGGACGACGAAGUCACUGGCCACGAAGAAAGCGUCGCCGAAGUUCAGCUUGUGCUGAAGAUUGAGCAGAGUUUGGGGAACUGUCCGAAGUAUCUGAACAAGAAACACAUUGUGGCUGCGGCUUCAAAACCGCAGCUUGUGUCGGAUUCUCCAAGAUUACCGCAGCAAGCACUGAAUCUAUUGGAGAAGGCGGAUCUCUUCUUCGUGUCGAGUGCGCAGCCCGAGCAGGAUAUGGACACGAACCAUCGUGGUGGACCUCCCGGCUUCCUUCGAGUGGGAUCGAACGACGAGUCCGGCGCUGUGUUGUAUUGGCCAGAGUACUCAGGUAACAGGCUCUGGCAGACGCUGGGAAACCUUUACGAUAACCCCGUCGCCGGCUUGUGCGUUCCAGACUUCGAUACAGGCGAUAUGCUCUACCUCACAGGGACGACUGAGAUCCUCGUAGGCAAAGAUGCAGCAGCAGUCCUCCCAAGGUCGAAUCUUUGCGUGAAGGUGAAGGUCACGGCGGCGCGCUUUGUCACACAGGCUCUUCCAUUUCGUGGUGUUCCAGGAGAACUGUCUCCAUACAACCCCGUCGUUCGAUAUCUCGCCUCUGAGAAGACCGCUCCACGAGUUGAGGAACAACAGCUGCAACAAGCUAGACUCCUCAGCCAGACCGAACUCACGCCGACGGUGUCCAGGUUCAGAUUCAGCUUGGAGAAUGCGGCGGCUUACAAGGCUGGACAGUACGUCACGUUCGACUUCUCCGACCAUCUCGAUAUUGGAUACUCCCACAUGCGUGAUGACGAUCCACAGAGCAUCAACGAUGACUUCGUUCGGACAUUCACUGUUAGCAGUCCCCCUGGCGAUCCCCCAAUACCUGUUAGGAAUCUCAAAGACGACGAGUUCGAAAUCACGAUCCGAAAAGUUGGUCCUGCGACUGGCUUCUUAUUUCAGCACGCUGGUGAGAGUGAUCGUAUGCGUCUUGAGGUCGGCAUCAAGGGAUUCGGCGGUGAGUUCGAAGUUCAGUAUGAGAAUGGGGAAGAGACGAUAGCUUUCAUUGCUGCGGGAGUCGGGAUCACACCUGUCUUGCCGUCGUUGUGGAUACUUGACCUUUCGAGACUGCAUUUGCUGUGGACGAUACGCAAAGACGACAUUGGACUUGUCCUGGAUACUUUGCAGCAACAUCUGAAGCUGGCGGGAAGUCUCUCCGUCUUCAUCACCAAUGCCGAAAGCGAUGAUCCUGAACUCAGCAGGUUGAAGCACACGGGAGCUCAGGUUCAUCUUCGAAGAAUGCAGCAGUCUGAUUUGCAGUCUCUGCAAGCCUCCAGAUACUACCUAUGCACGGCUGUUUCACUCCGCAAGCAACUCAUGGAGUGGUUGCCAGGAGAAAAGCUCGUAUUCGAGGACUUCAACUUCUAG